Molecule: messenger RNA, 1157 nt
Organism: Chironomus riparius
Lineage: Eukaryota; Metazoa; Arthropoda; Insecta; Diptera; Chironomidae
Source: the annotation of a GenBank genome assembly
UGAAAAAUUUCCCUUUCUGAUUUUUAAGAAUUUAGAAAUCAAAAAUUGGAAAAUUAAUUUAUUUUGGUAUUAAAUCGCUAUCAACAAUCCAAAGAACCUAUUAAUCUGACUAUUUACAUCGUGUACAAGCAGUUCAACAUAAAUUAAAACCAAAUAAUGGCUUAUCAGGGAUAUAAUCCAUAUGGUGGAUACGGACAGCCUCAACAAAAUCAAGUAUCUCCUGAAGUUCAGAACUUUUUUGCUCAAGUUGACAAAGAUCGUUCUGGUAAAAUCAACUCUCAGGAAUUACAACAAGCUUUAAUUAAUGGCAAGGGUCAACAAUUUUCCGAUCAAGCAUGCAAUCUUAUGAUUUCAAUGUUCGAUGCUGAUCGUUCAGGCACAAUUGACGUUUACGAAUUUGAGAAGUUAUUUAAUUACAUAAAUCAAUGGCUAUCAUGCUUCAAGGCAUACGAUCGCGAUUCCAGUGGAGCUAUUGAAGAAGCAGAACUUGGACAGGCACUGUCACAAAUGGGCUUUAGAUUCAGUCCACAAUUUGUCACAUUUUUGAUUGGAAAUAACGAUCCAAAUAGGAGAGAAAUUGCAGUCGAUCAAUUCAUUGUUCUGUGCAUCAAAAUUCAGAGAUUCACUGAUGCUUUCCGUCAACGUGACCAACAGCAACAAGGCAUCAUUUCUAUUGGCUUUGAAGAUUUUCUUGGAAUUGCAUUAGCUUGUACUAAUUAAACUCACAUCCUUUGCAUGAAUUAAACUGCAUUUUAGCUAUGAAAAAUUGAUUAAAAUAUUUGUAUUUGUUGGGAAAUGGAACUUGUUCGCAUAGAAAUUAAGUAUUACAAUUGAUGGUGACGAUGGAUAGGCUUUAAUCACUAUCAAAUGUAAUUAUUGACUUUAAGAUGUCUGCUAAUAGAGGUUUAAAAUCUAAAUUGCUGACAAUAGCCGUUUCUCAACCCUGAAAAUUAAGAAUAUAGUUCCGUAUCUACAUCUAGUUGUUUUGAUUCCUUAAUUGAUCUAUUGACCGAAAUGAAAAACACAAGUGGCUUAAAUAGAAGAAAAUCUGAAUUUAUUUUUCUUGCUUAGUGAAAUUUGAUUUUACAAACUUUUAAAUUAAACAUAAUUUCUUCAUUUUUUUCUACAAUUAAUUAAAAGCCUAUAUGAAUGAACAA